Molecule: messenger RNA, 381 nt
Organism: Microdochium trichocladiopsis
Lineage: Eukaryota; Fungi; Ascomycota; Sordariomycetes; Xylariales; Microdochiaceae
Exons: 1
Coding region: 1-381 (126 amino acids)
Source: RefSeq, a predicted model, not a curated record
AUGGACUGCGGCGCGUCGCACUACAAGAUGGACCCGGUAUUCUUCGUCAAGUAUGCCGAGCUGAGACAACAUCAUGGCGUCGAGCAUGCCCAUCCGGCCCGCUGCACAGACCACUCUGACCGCAAAAACCCUUCGGUCUUCGAGCCCGUUCACGGCAGCGCCUUUGACAUCAUGGGCAAGGGCAUCGCCAACCCCAUUGGUGCCAUUUGGGCCGCAGCGGAUAUGCUUGCUUGGCUAGGAGAACAGGAGUCGGCUGAUGCCAUCAUGGGUGCUAUCGAGCGCGUGUGCAAGGAAGAGAAGGUUACCGCAGAUAUGGGAGGCGAGUUGAACACCAAACAGGCCGCGGCUGCGAUCUGCGAAGCCCUCUCAGCCACCAAGUAA